GCAAACCAAGAAAGAAGAGGCAGACCUGAAGGAACGUCAGAAUCAGGAGAAGGACAUUUAAUGCAAUAGUUAGUAAAUAAAAGCAACGCUUAGAGGCAACACACUAGUUUUCCAGUACAUGUGUUCAUCCAAGAAAUCCCAGUGGGCAGGGCGGUGGAUACAUGGGAAAUUACAGCAGGCGUGUCAAAAAGCAGACUUGUGAAACAGUCAGAGAAGGAGGCAGAUCAUGAAGAGGGCUGACGGGUGAGGUCAGCCGAAGAUGGGAGCCAUGAGAGGGCAGCUAUUCAGUCUGAUGAUCGGGCUCCUGUUUCUGGUGAGCCUGUUGACCACUUUCAUGUGGCACAAGCUGGACAACAAAAAUUUGAAAAUUCGCAGACACCUGCCCAAAAUGAAAAUUGCCCCCCGGUCGACUGAUUCCUGCAAAAACUGUGGGGAGAGUAUUAAGAAAGCAUUAGAUAUUUACUACCAAACCUGGAGAAAACAGGAGGACAAUUUCAAAAAUUUUAGUCAGCAGCUGAGCAGCAGGUGCCAUGGGUUAGAUAAAGCCAUCAUUAGCCAAAUGAACACGCCACUGGGAUCGAAGCUUGUUUACGAUGGGGAGAAGAAGAGGACGGCUCAAAUAAAUGCAGAGUUCUUCAGCACCUUCCCAAAGGUUAGUCCUUUCUCAAACAAAACAAUGGCCUCUUGUGCCGUUGUUGGGAACGGUGGCAUCCUGGCAAACAGCCAAUGUGGAAAAAUGAUUGACUCAGCUGAGUUUGUCAUCAGGUGCAACCUACCUCCUGUUUCAGACGGAUAUGAGAAACAUGUGGGUAGCAAGACAAACCUUGUGACAGUAAACCCGAGCAUCCUCUUAGAUAAGUAUGGGUCUCUAAUGAAACGCCGGCGUCCUUUUGUGGAGAAGCUGCGCAACUAUGGUGACUCCAUGAUGCUUCUUCCUGCCUUCUCCUAUGGUAUGAAUACUCCUGUGUCUCUGCGGGCUUUCUACACCGUUGAGGACUUUAAAAGCCCCAUCCGGCCUCUCUUCCUGAACCCACGGUACCUUGAGAGUCUGGCCGUCUUCUGGAAAUCUCAGGGAGUGAAGGCGCUACGGCUCAGCAGUGGCAUUAUGAUGACCAGCCUGGCGCUGGAAAUUUGUGACAAUGUGCAUCUGUAUGGAUUCUGGCCCUUCAGUAUUCACCCACACAGCUUCCAAGACUUGAGUAACCAUUACUAUGAUAAUAAACUAGCUAAAAAGAACGUCCAUGCCAUGCCAACGGAGUUCAACCUGCUGCUGAAACUGCACACCCAAGGUGUGUUACAACUACACUUGGGGGACUGUGAGCCAGAUCAUUAUUAUUAGUCUUGGAGGAAAAACGAUCCAUCUAUCAAGACACGUAAUCUUCUUUUGAAUGAAAGAUUUUAAUGACACACCCGGUGGAAACAUAAGCUUUCUGUAAUUUGUGUGAAGUUCCUGUGCCAAGACACGGUUUAGUUUCUUGAAGAUUGGAAACCUUUGGAUAAUUUUUAAAUACGUAGAUUCUAUAAUGGAGACAAAAAACCCUGUCAAUGCCUAUUCAGGUUUGUGCCUUUAAAGGGAAUGUAUUAUGAAAAAUUUACAUUUUGCACAUUUUUGUACUUCCAUAUGGAUUUUUUUUACUGCUUUUAAAAAAUUGUUGGAAAAACCUUAGAAAAAAAACAUCCAGCUGUUUUGUGGCAAUAAGUUAAUGUUUUUUGGUGUUUGAAACAUAAGAACCUCCAUAAUGUAAAGUAACAAAUCAGCAGGAACAUCACAGUUACCUAGCAACCACUGCUCAGCCUGUUACCUAGCAACCCAAGCGGACCUCCUGCAUGCUUGAUCAAAUGGUUUUACCUCUAUAUGCGCUGUUUUGUCUUUUCCAAAACACUUGGAAAAGACAAGUGUUUUGUUGUUGACUUACCAUUCAUUAACCACUUGCUGUUUUCUUGUUAGCUGUACAUGAGUCUCUACUAAUGCUUUUCAAAGAUGUACAGUUGUAUAAUUGAGCACCUGUUUGCAUGCAUUUUCACUUUGAGUUGGGAGAUGUAGCCAGCAGCAGCUUAUAUGGAUUAAUCAAUCAAUCAAUCAAUCAAUCAAUCAAUCAAUCAAUCAAUCAAUCAAUC
This is a messenger RNA of Poecilia reticulata (guppy), 2118 nucleotides long. Its product is annotated as alpha-2,8-sialyltransferase 8F-like. Gene Ontology annotation, biological process: oligosaccharide metabolic process; N-glycan processing. Lineage: Eukaryota; Metazoa; Chordata; Actinopteri; Cyprinodontiformes; Poeciliidae. Gene Ontology annotation, molecular function: alpha-N-acetylneuraminate alpha-2,8-sialyltransferase activity. The record is from RefSeq and is a predicted model, not a curated record.